Protobothrops mucrosquamatus (brown spotted pit viper) is the source of this 966-nucleotide messenger RNA. It is a transcript of the gene CIAO2B, whose product is annotated as cytosolic iron-sulfur assembly component 2B. The transcript is spliced from 5 exons. Gene Ontology annotation, cellular component: cytosolic [4Fe-4S] assembly targeting complex. NCBI's taxonomy places the organism in Eukaryota, Metazoa, Chordata, Lepidosauria, Squamata, Viperidae. The record is from RefSeq and is a predicted model, not a curated record. Gene Ontology annotation, biological process: iron-sulfur cluster assembly. Bases 1 to 489 code for a protein of 162 amino acids.
AUGGGGGGCCCGGGCGGCGGCGGGGGCGGCUUGGAGAACGCCAACCCGCUGGUCUACCGGCGCCAGGGCGAGCGGCCCACCACGGCGCGCGAGCAGGAUGAGGGGCUGCCCGACGCCAUCGACGCCCGCGAGAUCUUCGAUCUCAUCCGCGGCAUCCACGACCCCGAGCACCCGCUGACCCUGGAGGAGCUGAACGUGGUGGAGCAGCUCCGCGUGCAGGUGAGCGACGCCCAGAGCGCCGUGUCGGUGGAGUUCACGCCCACGAUCCCGCACUGCAGCAUGGCGACCCUCAUCGGCCUCUCCAUUAAAGUGAAGCUGAUCCGGUCCCUCCCGGAGAGGUUCAAGGUGGAUGUCCACAUAACACCUGGGACGCAUGCUUCUGAGCAUGCAGUAAACAAGCAACUUGCUGACAAAGAGAGAGUAGCGGCUGCCUUAGAGAACAUGCACUUGCUCCAGGUGGUGAACCAGUGCUUGUCGGGACGAUCUUAGUGCCUCUGUGUGUGUGUGUGUCUCUCUCUGAGCAUCUGGUGGAGGCCAGCUUCUUGAUGAAAAAAGGUCUUUCACUUGUCGUCUGUCUACGCUGGAGUAAAAAAAAAGUAGUUCCUUAGCAAAAAGGCCAUUUAAAUUUUUUCACUUGAGUUGGCAAUAAAUGUGGUUCUAAAAUAUGCCAUUUGAAUAGAGGAAGAUGCUUGUAAUAAUUAACAAAAGCCUUAUACCUUCCAGUCAAAUAGGUCUGUUUUUAAAAACCUCCAGUGAUGGACCAUCGACAACUCUGGGAGACAAGUGAUUCCAUUCCAUUACUCUGUUACUCUGUAUUCUGUAAAUUUCAGCACCAUAAGCUGUCAGCAAGGAAGUGUUCAGAAAGGGGUUCAAUGAAAUAUAAUUUCAUUUAAUACAUGGGUACAAAUCCUUUAUUUCCUGUGUUUGAAAACAGAAUAUAUCUGCCAUUAAAACUUCUUUGGAUAA